Podarcis lilfordi (Lilford's wall lizard) is the source of this 23567-nucleotide messenger RNA. The record is from the annotation of a GenBank genome assembly. NCBI's taxonomy places the organism in Eukaryota, Metazoa, Chordata, Lepidosauria, Squamata, Lacertidae.
AUGCCUGGUUCUUACCAGCGUGGAACAAAAAGAGGUAAGACUAUCCGAUUUCCCUUAUCUAUACCUGUUUUACCAGUUGCCUCCCCUUGAAAUGCCUGGAAUUCCCUCUGCUACCCCUCAACCAACCAACCCCCCCCCCCCGCCUGCCUUGUUCCCUUGUAACUCCUGAAAUUGGGGUAGUUAGGGUUUGAACAGAGGGUAUUCUGGAAAGGAAUAUAGCUCCCUCUCUAUGGGCUUCAAAACUGCCGAAAACCCCAGAGAGCCACUGCCAGUCAGUGUAGGCAUUGCUGAGCUAGCUGGACCAAUGUUCUGACUUCUCAUAAAGCAACUUCCUGUUCUCCCAGAGAGUAGAAGACGCUUAAUUUGGUUGCUGCAAAAAGAGUCUUGUGGUGCCUUGAAAGAUAACCCAUCCCAUGUCUCCAUACCAUAGUAAAUUUGUGAGUCUGAAAACACCACAGGUCUCUUUCUUUGUGUGUGGGUACUGUGACAAACUGAAGCCACAAUACUGUACCUGCUUUCCUGGUGACGAAGCCCCUGUGAACUUGGUGGGGCGUGCUGAAUGUGAUCCUGUACAUCUAGGAAUGUAAAAGGAUUGCUUUGCCAGGCUGCAGUCUUGCUAGCACUUGCUUGGGAGUAAGUUCUGUUGAACUCAGUGAAGUUUGCUUUCGGAUAGACCCGGCUGGGAUGGCCUUAACAGGGCUACCCCUCUUAAGGAUUUCUUUUUCAUCGACUGAAGGGAAGAUAUAACUGUUAUGUUGGUUCUGUGGGUUAGAACAAGGUGGUUGUUUUUAUUUUUUAAAAAAAAGUUUGGCGCUCCAACAUCAGUCAUAUAUUUUUCCAAAUCUGCCUCUUGGAGAGGAGUUUUGAAGGCCAGGGGUGGUCAGUUUUACAGCUGUACUGAGCCAAAUAGACUCUGAAACUGUAAACAGACUCUGCUGACAAACCCAAUUUGCAGCUGGGUUUAAUGACAAAAAUCUCACAUAUGUAUAGACUGGGGAAAACCCCAGUCAUUUUGGUUUACAAGUAUUUCAUCCUGGCAUCUGGAAUCUUAACUCUGCCCCAGGGUUGUUCCUCUUAACUAUUUUCUAAAGGUCUCCUUGCCAUUCUGCUAUGAAGCUGCUCUUAAUCCGGCCCCAACCAUAUCACCACAAACACAGGCAAUAUGGCUGUACAGGGAAAGGUGGGCUAUGGGAUGGUUUUCCUUUUAAGAACAUGAGGAGAGCUCAGAGUGGCCUGCCUGGUCCAGCAUCUUGUUCACACCGUGUCCGAACACAUGUCGACGAGAAACGCACAAGCAUUAGCAAAGCUCUGCACCUGCAGUUUGCAGCAACUGUUAACUCAGGACAUGCUUCCUCCCACAGGCUUAGCAGCCACCGAUGGCCUCAUUCUCCCUGAAUUUGUCUAUCACUGCCACCUGGGGGAGUGGAUUCCAUAGUUUAACUCUGAACUGAUGGGAAGAAGUGCUUCCGUUCUUUCCCCCUGAAUCUCUUUUACUAUGUGCUGGGAAGUAAAAUCGCACAACUCUUGCCCAAGAAACCCUGAAUCAAGCUGAACAUACCUUGCGUUGAACUGUGUUUGGGAGACUCGUUCUCCAUCCCAGGCUCAUCUGUAGAUCUCCCCUGACCUUAGUGCCUUAAGCCAGUCUCCUCCUCUGAUAAGGGAGCGCAGGUCUUCAGUAGCUGUAGAGGAGGCGUCCACUCUAUCUGACGGGAGCUUCUUCCCGUCGUCAGGUGUUGUCUUUUGGGAACUGGGGCAGAGGGACUGGUUCGGUAGAAGUGCGUCGGCUCCCCCGAGCGUGUAUCCGAGGUCUGAAACGUGCCCUGUUCUCUUGUUUUCUCUUUGCCAGGCCUCUGCGCAGCAGCCCCCGUGAGAGCAAGCCGCAGCUGCCUCUCGUCUGGUGCCCAUGUGCCCGCCCCCAGCCCUGCGCCCCAGCAGCACGCUAUGAGCAGAGGUGUCACUCGAGGCAGAGGUUCAGAUCAGGUGCCCCCAAAACAUAGCGGCCUCUCUAACCCAGCUUUCUUUAACGGUCCUCUUGUCCCGCAGGGAGGCGAGGAUUUUCGGCAGCGGCAGGUCCUCUUCCUAAACGGGCAGCUCGCUGAAGCCCCGCUGUGGCAGCCCCGGGCGCAGCGACCCCAACUGUACCAGGGCUACCACCGAGGUCCAGGCACCUUCUCACCUCCCCAGAGCUCCCAGCACAGCAGUUGGGGCGCAGCCAGGAGGCUUCCUUGCAACAGUAGCUGGCAGGAGCAGAAGCAGCUUCCCCAGCCCCCCCGGCCGAGGUACAGCGGCAGUUCAAGGAGGGAAGUUGACGGGCUCAUCACAGACUUACGGCACCUGACGCUCUCCGGCCAAGGAGUUGAGCAGCGGCUCUUGGAGAUCUUGGGGCAGCUCCGACCUGGGGAGGCCGAAUCUGCCCGCUGCCUUGCCCGUAAACUCGAAGUGCAGAAGAAGGAGGUCAAUCAUCACCUCUACAGGCUUCUUACGCGAGGGCAGUUGUGCAAAAUAGGGGAGCACCCUCCGUUGUGGAGGUUAGCAGACAGCCCUAGGCCCCAGGGAGCGUUGAGAGAAGGGAACUCCGCCGGCCAGAGGGGCCAGGGCCGAUUCCCAGUUCCUGGGGUUGGAGGAGGAGGAGAAGAGAGCUCUGCCUCUGACCCAGAGGACUAUCCCGAUUCCGCUGCCAUGGCCGAGGUCAGGGAGAAGAUCUGCAACUACCUGUUCAGCGUCGCGGACUCGACGGCGCACGACCUUGCCAAAAACAUCGGCCUCUCCAAGGCCCGGAACGUGAACUCCACCCUGCUGUCCUUGGAGAAGCUGGGGGAGGUGUGCAAGGAGAACGCCAACCCCCCUAAGUGGUCCCUCACGGACAACAAGCGCAAGAGGAUGCAGAACAAGCAGAAGGCGGAAGAGGUCAGGGAAAUGGCCGCCCCUGCUCCAAAACCGGACCCCGACCCUCCGACCCCAUGCACGGAACCGGAGCUGCCCGCCAGCUUGCCAGCUCCUCCUCUUCCUUCCCCUUCCCCGCCUCCUCCUCCUCCGCCGCCGCCGCCGCUUCUAGAGAGUGAGGAGGAGAACGUCGAGAACGGGCAGCAGGUGUCGUCGGAGCCAGCGGAGCAGGGAGACGCUUGCUCUCCCCGGGCGGCGGCCCCCCCUCCUCGCAAGCGGCCCCGGUACCACUGGUUCCCCAACUACGACAACUUUGAGAACGGCAAGUGGGCCACCGACGACAUCCCGGAGGACCUGAAUGCCAUCAACAACCAGGACGAGGAGUCCCGGUGCAUCAUGGAGUCCCCGCUCUCCCCCAGCUACGCGGCCCAGUUCGACACGGCCUUCCUGUGCACUCCCUUGGAGAAGCUCAUGGCGUGCCAGAAGAAGAACCCCGUCAGCGGCUUGAUCGAAUACACCCAGUACACCUACCAGCAUUGCGAGUUCGUCUUGCUGAAGCAGAGCGGGCCGUCACACGAGCCACGGUAAGAGAGGAGAGAGGGAGUGCUUUCUGGGGAGGGGGUUGUUCUUGCUCAGUGUUUAUGCGUUUGUCUCGGACUGUGCAGGUCAUUGGCAAAUAUGUUAAAAUAUGUUAAAAAGAAAAGUUUUCUCCGAAAGGAGAAGGGGAUUACUUUUGCUCAGGUUACGUUUCAAUGCAUUUGCCUCGGCUUUGUACAAGUCACUGCAGACAUUAAAAAGAGCAGUUUUCUUUAAAGCAAGAGAUGUGAAUUGGUUAAAAUGCUAGUGUGAUUGCAACUGGUUUAAGAUUGUGUGUUGCCCCUCUUCCUUUCACAACUGCUUUUGCGUAUUACUCUGCCCCAUAGGUUACAAAAGCCUCUUAAUAAGCAGGCAGAUGAGAUAUAUUUCAAGGCUUCCCUUAAAAAGGAAAGAAAGACUGUUUGUUUUAGCACUUUAAAUGCAGGAAUCUCUGUCCUUUCUUUCUUUUACAAAACACAUUCUUCUCAUAUUAACAAUUCGAGUGAUGACACAGCAGUCUCUGCUGAAUAAUCUAAUAAUGUCCCACAGCCCCAAGUCCGUCUAAAUUUAGUUAGUAAGCUCUGUGGAGCAAGGACUCGCCGUCUUUUAAAAACUCCACACAACGCUGAGAUGCUGGUGUCGAAACCCUGAUCUUCGUGUGUGGCGAUCGGUUUCCGCCUUCAGGGCUCUGAAGUUGGGGAGCGCAGGACAGAGGAACGAGCAUGAAUGGGCAGCAAUAGGAAGGUCUCGUUUCUGCUUGCUACAUCUCCUCCUUCAGGCCUGCGAAACAGCCACUUUCAAUUUAAGAAUCGCUUCCCACUGCCAGGCAGCGAAAGCCUCAGGGGGAAGGAGGAAGACUCAGCUAAGCGAGAGUAAAAUGCAGAACCCAACCACCUGCAUGCUGAAUGCAUUUCUCCUUCCUCUCUCUCUGUGUCUCUCUGUCUCCAAAUUUGAAAAGCGGUGCUUGGCGUGAGCUCUGCAGUCCCCUUUAGAGCCACAUUCCACCAUGGGCAGUCUUCCUGGGGCCACGUGCAAGCAGUGGGUGAAGCCAGAGGUGAAAGUGAGCAGGAAAAAGGCAUGCGAAAAUCGGGGAGUUUCUACACCCACCUACCCACAUCAUUCAGGCGAGCAAGAAGCAUUGCUGAAGUUCAAAGGCACAUUCUGUCCCGACAAAAGCACUUGAAGAGGGUGCAUGGAAGGGGGGGAUCAGCCUGGGGAGGGGGAUGUAGCCUGGGAGGUGCCCUGGGGGGCAGAUAGAGAGGCCUGGAGGGUGACAUUUGGCCCCCAAGCCUGAGGUCCUCCACCUCGGCUUUAGAAUAGCAAAUCUUCAGCUGCAGUUCCAAAGGGGGGGGGGUAAGCCCGCUGUGUGGCUAAUUAGUAGUUUUGCACUAGGCAAAUAUUAUGCCCCAUAAGUUCCUGUAUGGCUGGAGGAGUUCCACGCUGUCUGCUUCUGGCAGGGAGCAUCUGUUGCCAUGUGGGGGGGACCCGGAGCGUUCCUCUUCCCUCCCUCUGGCGCAUCGCUCUGAACAGUUGGGUGGGUUGGAUUUUAUUUUUACGUUCUUGCUUGGCUGCUCUUUAUAGCCACUGUGUUUUUAGAAACACACACACACGAGUCUCUUUCUGUCUCACUCCUUGCCUUUUCUAGGCACCAGCAGAGUGUGUGUGCCACCCUCUGGUACAUCAAUAGACCCGCUAGACAGGAAAAUUGGCCUACUUUUUUCCAUGAGAGCAGAUUCUUCCCAUGCAAAGGAGCCGGGAAAGACAAGCUGUGAGGACGGGGAGCUUGAAACCGCUAUGGGAUGUUUGGCUCUGUAGUCUCUGUUGCUACCUGGGCCAGUGGAGGCUGGUCCACUUGAACGUAUGGGGCUUUGCCCUGCCAACCUCAUUCUGCCCCCUCAGCCAGCUCUCACCUGCCUGCCCCUCUUUCUUGCAUCUGGCUUCCUCCCACUUAGCCUCAGUGUUGCCCUUGUAGAUCUCAGCAGGGAGGGUGGCUGUGGCAAAGCAGAAAUUGGCCGGCGCCACCUACUGUUGGGCUCCCUACCUUCGGCCCUACAAGCCCCAACAACGGGUCAGCAAGCUUUUUCAGCAGGGGGCCGAUCCACUGUCCCUCAGACCAUAGUUUUUUGGGGAAAAUGAAAGAAUUCCUACGCCCCACAAAUAACCCAGAGAUGCAUUUUAAAUAAAAGGACACAUUCUACUCACGUAAAAACACACUGAUUCCCGGACCAUCCGCAGGCGAUUGGACCGGAUCCAUGGGUAGGCCUUAUUUUGUCUACCCAUGCCCAACAAGCACCUGCCACCAUCAGCCGGGGCCUUUUUCUUCCUUGUCUUGCUUGUAGUGCUGCCGCAGUUUGAAACUGGGUUCCUUGGGAGUUUUAGUUUUUGGGGUGGGAUGGGGCUUCCUCCAAAGAGAAAAUCUGCAAUGGCAGUCCAGCUUCCCUGAAAGAGAACUGCUAGCACGUUCUCAAAACAGGGUCCAGUGUGGUUCCAAAUUGGACGGGGGAACCGCAUGUUGAUAUUCCUACAUUUCAAGGGGUUGGGCUAGUUGAGCUAUGGGGGGCCCCUUCCAACUCUACGAUUCUAUGAUUCACCUGGCAGCCUCUUUGUCUUGGCAGUGCACAGCCACAGAAGAGGGCUGGGCUUCUUCUAAGGGUACUGUUCCUUAGAACAGAGAGGCCUAGCCAGCUAGCAAGCUUUUAGAGCAUGCCCCACAAUUUUUGCUGUGCCCACAAGGAGGAAGGAGUUCUCCAAAGGCGCAAGACAGUGGUGGGGGAUAUCUCUGGCCUUCCAGCUUUCAUUGGGACUCCUAGAUCCCCACAGCCUUGGCCAGCAUGGCCAGUGCUCGAGUGCUGGUUCUGCCACUCCUGGUGUAAGUGCUGCACCAAUAAAAAGGUAAAGGGACCACUGACCAUUAGGUCCAGUCGUGACCGACUCUGGGGUUGCGGCGCUCAUCUCGCUUUAUUGGCCGAGGGAGCUGGCGUACAGCUUCUGGGUCAUGUGGCCAGCAUGACUGAGCAGCUUCUGGCAAACCAGAGCAGCGCACAGAAACGCCAUUUACCUUCCCACCAGAGCGGUACCUAUUUAUCUACUUGCACUUUGAUGUGCUUUCGAGCUGCUAGGUUGGCAGGAGCAGGGACCGAGCAACAGGAGCUCACCCCGUCGUGGGGAUGAAUCAAGGGGAUGCAGCUAAAUUAAGACUUAAUUGAUGCAAUGGUAGGAUACACACGGUUUAAACGGAGCCAGCGUACAGCUUCCGGGUCAUGUGGCCAGCAUGACUAAGCCGCUUCUGGCAAACCAGGGUAGCGCACGGAAACGCCGUUUACCUUCCCGCCAGAGUGGUACCUAUUUAUCUACUUGCACUUUGACGUGCUUUCAAACUGCUAGGUUGGCAGGAGCAGGAAACGAGCAACGGGAGCUCACCCCAUCGCGGGUAUUCGAACCACCGACCUUCUGAUCGGCAAGUCCUAGGCUCUGUGGUUUAACCCACAGCGCCACCCAACCCACAGCCAAAUUACAGUUUCCAGGAGUCUUCCGGGGGAAUCCCAACUGUUAAGGGUGCUGAGAGUCAUUAGGAGAGCAACUCCUUCCUAACAAAACCUAUUUGUAGAGGCAGACGGCUUGGAAAGGAGAACCAGUGUUCUGUAGUUGUCAGCAUCGGACUUGGGACCAUAGAAGCCGAGGCUCAAAUCCCUGCUCAUCCAGGACGUCCGCUGGGCUAAUCACACACUCUCGAGGCCUAACUGUGUGGUUAUCACUGCGAGGAUAAAUUGGGUGUCGGGCGAGGGGCACAUACACUGCCUUGAAGCUCCUUGGACAUAAAUGUGAUAAAUAAUGGCGCCAGAUUCACUGAUUAGCACACAUCCUCACCAUUUUGUGCCUUGUGUGUUUUGGUCAAGGUUUAAAUUCCAGGCGGUGAUCGAUGGUCGCCGGUUCCCCCCAGCGGAAGCAGGCAGCAAGAAGUUGGCCAAGCAGGAAGCAGCCGCCCACGCCAUGAAGAUCCUCUUGCGCGAAGUCGAGCACGAAGGGGAGGAUGGCAUGGAGCUGGAGAAAUCCUUAUAUGAGGACAGUUCUCUCAGCGAAGCAGAACUGGUGAGAGCGGCUCCCCACCCACCCCAGUAGCAGGCAGGGGCCAAAAGUAGAGCUCUCUGGAGCUACCAUUUCUGUGAAAAGCGGCUCCACCACAAUCCGAUUUCCAUAUAGAUUUAUUUUCUCACAAUGGAAGUGGCCCAGCUUCUUCUACUUGUUGUUGAUCUGUAAUAAUUAGGUGGUAGAUCUGCGUUAGGGUUUUUUUGGGGGGGUAUGUUUUUUGUUUCUUAAUGGUUGUUGUAAACCAUUUUGAUGUUUCUUGAGAAACUGUGGUAUAAACACACAUACGCAUCCCUACCUUUUAGUCGAUUGUUGGGAAUGCUGCCUCUGUCAGUGGAGAACAUAGUCAUCAAGGUUAGCCCAGAAAGGGUGUUGUUUAGUGAUAACAACGGCAAAAUGACAAGAGGAUUCGGAUAUUUAAUUUGGCACAACUUACCUGAGAAUCAACUUACCUGAGAAUCUUAAGGGAUGCGGGUUAAACCACAGAGCCUAGGACUUGCCAAUCAGAAGGUCGGCAGUUCGAAUCCCCUUGAUGGGGUGAGCUCCCGCUGCUCGGUCCCGGCUCCUGCCAACCUAGCAGUUCAAAAGCACGUCAAAGUGCAAGUAGAUAAAUAGGUACCACUCUGGCGGGAAAGUAAAUGGCGUUUCCGUGCGCUGCGGCUUAGCCCUGCUGGCCACAUGACCCGGAAGCUGUACGCCGGCUCCCUUGGCCAAUAAAGUGAGAUGAGCGCUGCAACCCCAGAGGCAGCCACAACUGGACCUGAUGGGCAGGGGUCCCUUUACCUUUACCUGAGAAUCUUCUGCUAUUCUAUUUUAUUUAAUGCAACAAAUAAUUUUAGUAGCUGUGACUGUGGUUUUAUUGUAUGUGUGGCGCCUGAUGAUUUUUAUGUUUUGGGGGUUUUUGGGGGUUUGUUUGUUUUUUGUUCUCCUUCUGAAUGAUGCCGUGGCCUACGGCUAGUGCAAUAAAAAGUUGGUCAAAAAAAUAUAUAUAUAGCAAAAUGAUUUUCCCCCACCUCCUUAAAUUAGGCUGCAAAAAUGAAGAAAGCUAGCCAGGUAUGGACUCAGGUGUGAAAGGAUUUUGAGCCGAGUUCAGUACUGUUGAAUAUAGAUCCUAAGGUCAUGAGCAUGAGGCACCCUGUCCUUUUAAUUCUUCACUGUUGGUCUUCGCACCUGACUCUGGUAGGCAGACCAUGGGGUUGUAGUAAACCGCAAAAUACAGCGGUGCCCCGCAAGACGAAUGCCUCACAAGACGAAAAACUCGCUUGAUGAAAGGGUUUUGCGUUUUUUGAGUCGUUCCGCAAGACGAAUUUCCCUAUGGGCUUGCUUUGCAAGACGAAACGUCUUGCGAGUUCUUGCAAGUUUGUUUCCUUUUUCUUAAAGCCGCUAAGCCGUUAAUAGCCGCUAAGCCGCUAAUAGCCAUGCUUCGCAAGACGAAAAAACCGCAAGACGAAGAGACUCACGGAACAGAUUAAUUUCGUCUUGCGAGGCACCGCUGUAGAUCUGUCUUGCCUGAUGUCUGCCCGCCCCUGCUGUAGUCUCUCCCCCACCCCCUGGGAAAUUAUCCACAAGCCCCUGGGGUUCUGCAACAGGCUAGUCAGUGGGGGAGGGUCUCCCCCAGGCUAGGGUGCCUGAAACUGCAGCCCUGUGAGCCAAAAUUUUGCCUCUGGGGAGAAGUUGGGGUCAGUGGAAGUUUUGUUGAGGGUGGUGGUCAGCUGGCUUUUACAGCCAUCCUUUCAUUUGCAUUUUAAAUUGCAUUUUAACCUGUAUUUUAAAUUGUGGGGGUUUUUUGGUUUGUUUUUUACUGUAAUUUUACUAGUGUUAGCCGCCCUGAGCCCAGCUGUGGCCGGGGAGGGCAGGGUAUAAAUAAAAUUUUUUAUUAUUAUUAUUAUUUCCUCUUCUGGGCACCAGGAGCAUAAUUUCCCAUUGGUGCCCCCCCCCGCCCUAAGUUGCCAAACCAGCAUGGUGCUUCAGUGAGAGAGAUACUGAAACAAAACAGCAGAAAGAGCCCCACUCUGCAGCGUCCUGGUACAACCCCUUCUUUAUUUCCUCCUCUCUUCCUUCCUUCCUUCCCUCUCCAGCCUGAGCAGACAGAGUCAGAGGCUUUGUCUACAACGCAACAGCUGAAUGUGCUUUCUGGGAAGAACCCCGUCAGCGCCCUGAUGGAAUACGCACAGAAGUCGGGGAGCGUCUGCGAGUUCCAGCUGCUCUCUCAGGAUGGCCCUCCCCACGAUCCCAAGUAGGUCGCGACUCGCGUUCAGAAGCGUGUGAAGCUCACAGCGUGGCGAAGCCCUAGGCUGCUGUUGCUCUCUGGGGAAUAGACCAGGACACAGGCACCACCUUUGGUUUUUUUUGGGGGGGUGAGGAUGGAGGGAGGGCUUGUUUCUUUAUUGCAAGAGUCCCCGAGGAUGUUUGCGCACGCACAUCAUCACCACCGGGAAAACCUCUUGUUUCUCCUUGUGCUGUAUUCAAAACCUGCCAAGGAGUCCAGAUCAUUUUGUUGUCUUUUAAAGUAAUUUGUAGAAAGUUCCCAUUCUUCCUUGAAGUCACUGUUGUCCUUUUCACGCAGUUUAUAUGUCAGUUUUGCCAAUUCCGCAUAGCUCAUCAGUUUUUCUUGCCACUGUUUUUUCGUUGGGAUUUCCUCAUUCUUCCAUCCUCGUGCUAACAAGACUCUUGCCGCUGUUGUAGCAUACAUAAAUAAGUUCUUUAUUUUUCUUGGCAGGUCUUGUCCUACAAUCCUUAACAAAAAUGCUUCUGUUUUUUUUGCCCUGGGUUCUGUUUAUUGACUGUGCAAGAGACAAAGCUCUCGGGGCUCGCUGCUAAAGAUCAAAAACAUUCUUGGCGGUCUUGCUUCAAGAGGCCUGACUUAAUCUCUUUUAAUUGCCUCUCCUGAGCCCCUUCAUUCACUAGGGCAGGUGUGGGAAGCCUUUGGCCCUCCAGAUGUGGCUGUGUGGCAGUUCUUAUCAGCUCUAGCCAUCAUGACUCGUGGGCAGGGAUGAUGGGGACUGUAGUUCAGCCACACCUGGAGGCCAAAGGUUAUGAGAGCACCCAGCCCACUAACCAGCUUUCGUCAACCGGGUGCCCUCCAGGUGUUUUGUACUCCAGCUCCCAUCAGCGCCAGCUAGCGUGGCAAACAGGUCGUGGAUGAUGGUAGUUGUAGGCCUCCAAUUUUUGGAGGGCCACAGGUUGAGGUAGGUUGGAAUCAGCCUUGCCUUUGCUUCCCCCCCAAAAAAGCAGCAGUUAUCUCAAAGGGGGACAGUCUAGGUUAUAAUAUUUGACUAGCUUGGUUUAGGUUAUAGUAUUUAGCAGUGUGCUGGGCUCUGCACAAAAUGCAGAGGAAGGUAUUGGCUAUGUCCAGUGGCUUGUCUGUCUAAAAGGAACUAAAAUCAAGAAACAUGGUGUUUUUUUGGGGGGGGGGGGGGACAGGCUUCCUCUCCUUUUUCUGUUCAAAGGGAGUGGGGGUUCUGGAAAAGACCCAGGCUCCACCUGCCUUCCUGCUGCAACCACUUUCUGUGUGAUCUACCUUCAGUCUCAAUAAGCCCAUGAACUCUCUGUCUUCCCCUUUUCCUUCGAUCAGGUUCAAGUACUGCGUGAAAGUGGGCGAACGCGUCUUCCCUGCCGUGGUAUCGAACAGCAAGAAGGGAGCGAAGCAGAUGGCCGCCGAGGCCGCCAUGAGGGGCCUCACUGGGGACACCAGCACCUUACCUGAACAGGUAUCCUUGUUGUUUAUUGUUUCUUAAAGGUAUAGACCGCCCCAUACCCAUAGAUCUCAGGGCGGUUCGCAACGUAAAAUCACAAUAUGAAAAACGCUCAGUACGUCAUGAAAAUGAGAACCGAGACAGGUCUCCCGGCCUCCUCUGUGCGCCGCGCUCCCUGGCCUCGAUCCAGCCUCCUCAUCAGCCUCUUUCUCUGUUUCCUUGGUGACUUUUUCAGACAGAGGCCCAGGGUGACCAGCCUGCGGAUGUGCCUGGUGUCCAGCCUGCAACUGUGGAAGAGGCAAAAGCCGCGAGCGCUAAGGGUGUCGGCGAGCUGAUUAAGUACCUGAACUCCAACCCAGUCAGUGGCCUCCUGGAGUAUGCCCGGGCCAAUGGCUUUGCUGCUGAGUUCAAGCUGAUCAAUCAGACUGGGCCACCCCACGACCCCAAGUGAGUAGGCGGAGUGGCUCUCUGCCCAGCCAGCCAGAGGGUUCUUUCCUUGUGUUGCUUUCAGAACAUAGAAAACAAAGCCCAGGCCCUUAGUCUCCAAUUCGAUUGUCAUCUUCUGGCUGGCAGGGGCUGUUCUGUCUAAAGGUCUUUCCCAAGCCCUGCUGCUUAAUCUCUCUUAACCAGAGAGACCCCGGGGGGAACUGGAGUCUUGUGUGCAAAGCAGGAGCUCCGCUGCUGAGCUACAGAACUUCUGUAUCGGAAAGGGCUCGCCUGCAUCGCCGAUAAGUCCUCGUGGUCCACUAGGGAACUGCCCUAGGCAGGAUGGCCAUUAAACAUAAGGAGAUUCUCGCUGCAGGAUCAGGCCAGCAGCUCUGCUCAUCCAGCCUCCUGUUCUCACAGUGGUCAGCCGUACACCACAAGGCAAAGCCCGAAAGCAGGACCCAAGCACAAGAGAAACUGUCUUGUGGUUUUCAUUAUUAUUACAGUGGACGCUCGGGUUGCGAACGUGAUCCAUGUGGGAGGCAUGUUCACAACCUUCAGCGCUCGCAACCCACAGCGCCGCGUCUGCGCACGCACAGGUUGCGAUUCACCACUUCUGUGCAAAGCGCAAUUUAGCGCUUCUGCGUGACCACUGAAACCUAGAAGUAACCCGUUCUGGUACUUCCAGGUUUCAGCACGUCCAUAACAUGAAAAAACACAACCUGAAGUGUCUGUAACUUGAGGUAUGACUUGUAUUAUCAUCAUCAUCUUCUGUUUUCUGGAUACUUGUCCACAGAUAUAUGAAAGUUCAUACUCAAUGCAAGGUGUGUUUUUAUAAUGCACCAGAAUGAAAGAAAGACUUUUAAAAAUCUAAAAAGGAACGGAAGGAAAAAGAGGGAAAUGGAAAGAAAGGAGGGGGGGACCCUCUCAUGUGGUUUUCAGCAGCUGGUGCCUCUGUGGAGGCAGAGAAUAGCCAUCGUGGUCUUUGAUAACCUUAUCCUGCAUUAAUUUGUCCAAUCCUCGUCUAAAGCCAUCUAGGUCAGUGGCCAUCACCCCCUCCUGCAGUAGCAAGUUCUGUCACUGUUGCCUGAAGUCCUUUUACAAGAGAGGGACUGUUGCCUGAUGCCCCUUUUACAAGAGAGGGAGAAAAAACGUUUCUCGGUCCGCUUUCUCCUGUUAAUAUGUCCUGCUCUGUCCUUGUGGCUAUAAUUUGUUCUCAAACUGUUUUUAAUAUUGUAUUUUAAAUCGUUGUAACCUGCCCUGGGACCUUAUGGCAAGAAAUUGAAUUAUUAUUAUUACGAUUAUUAUUUACCACAUGGUUGCCCUGGACUGUAAGCUGAGGAUGGGGCACCUCUUGGGGCCCUCCAGACGAGGUCAGGCUUCCAACACCUGUCCAGCCACACCUGGACGGCCUCAGGUGUCCCCCUCGGAGAGAUGUAGCGAUCCAGCCUGCUUGGUGGAAGUCCAGCAGCCUCUUAGCAGGCUGAUCUUAAAAACAGAACAAAGGUGGGGGUAGGACCCAGCCAGUCACUUUUCGGGCUUUACUCAAGCUUGCUGCAUUCUUUCUGACCUUUCCAACUCUCUCAAGCUCUUCCUGUGCAUUGUUUUCCUGCUGGGGCUCUUGAUUUUAUAGCGCCAACCUCACCCAGGGCCCCUCGGUUACUGAACCUGCACCUUCUCUGCUGAUUUUCCUCCUCCUGGCAGAUUCGUCUUCCAAGCCAAAGUGGGCGGCCGCUGGUUCCCGGCUGUCACGGCGCACAGCAAAAAGCAAGGCAAGCAGGAGGCUGCCGACGCGGCGCUCCGGGUUCUGAUCGGGGAGACGGAGAAGGCAGAGAACUCCGAAGGCAUGACCAUCACAGAGGUAACACUGCCACCCUCGCUUGCCUCUCCUUUCGCUGUUAAUGGGCCAUAUGGGAAGACCUUGGACCCGUAGAUGUUGCUGAACUACCGCUCCCAUCACCCCGAGCCAUUGGCCAUUCUUGCUGGGGCUGAUGGGAGUUGAAGUCCAGCAAUGUCCGGAGAGGCUUCCUUGCAGUUUGCUUCUCUCCCCUCUCACCUGGGCCUUGUUCUUCGGCUGUGAAAACUCCCGGCCUCCCCUUCUUCUUCUUCCAUCUCGCAGCUCCCUGUGAGCGGAAGCACACUCCACGACCAGAUCGCUAUGCUGAGCCACCAGCGGUUCAACACCCUGACCGCGCGUAUCCAGCACAGCUUGCUCGGGCGCAAGAUCCUGGCUGCCAUCAUCAUGAGGCGAGGGCAAGAGGGCCUGGGGGUCGUGGUGAGCAUCGGGACAGGUAAGAGACGCUUCUGGUCCGGGCAGGGGGAUUACUCAUAUCAGAGCUGGGAAGAAUCUUGCUUAAAAGCUCCAUUUAGCCAUGGCUAAGUGACUCUAAGGGAUGCGGGUGGCACUGUGGGUUAAACUACAGAGCCUAGGGCUUGCCGAUCAGAAGGUCAGCGGUUCAAAUCCCCACAACGGGGUGAGCUCCCGUUGCUCGUUCCCUGCUCUUGCCAACCUAGCAGUUUGAAAGCAUGAAGUAAAAGUAGAUAAAUAGGUACCACUCUGGUGGGAAGGUGAACGGCGUUUCUGUGUGCUGCUCUGGUUCGCCAGAAGUUGCUUAGUCAUGCUGGCCACAUGAUCCGGAAGCUGUACACCAGCUCCCUCGGCCAAUAAAGCGAGAUGAGCACCGCAACCCCAGAGUCGUCUGUGACUGGACCUAAUGGUCAGAGGUCCCUUUACCCUUUACCUUUAUUUAAAUGACUCUAAACUGGUGUUUCCCAAACUUGGGUCUCCGGCGGUUUGGGAACUACAAUUCCAGUCAUCCCUGACCACUGGUUCCUUCUAACUAGGGACAAUGGGAGUUGUAGUCCAAAAACUGCUGGAGACCCAAGUUUGGGAAAUCUUGCUCUAAACAAAAACUUUUUUUAAAAAAAAAGGUCAUGGGGAACAGAUUAUUUUUGGACACCACCCACUCAGGUCACUUCGUUCUCGCCCCCCCCCCCCCAAAGAAAAGCCAGGUGGAAAUGGAGUAAGCAGGCACCCUGCCUUCUUGUUGCUGUUCUAUUAAUGGAAUCUUGAGUGAAAUCAGAUCCAGCAGAAUUAAUAUGAGCUUUGAAAAGCCCAUAAAGCUGAAAGAGGAAAUGGGGAAGAGUUAUCACUCUUCCAGCUUCCUCCUUCAGCUCCAUGUGCUUUUCAGUGGAGGAAAAGACAGCCGCACUCAUCUCGCGACCCCAGGGGCAGCACAUGGAAGGGCUUAUGGAUGCCAGGGAAAACCCUGUACAACCACUAGCUGCCUCUUCCUCUGGGAAUAAGUGCCCUAUGUUUUGGGUGGUUUUUCUUUCAUGAAGAGGGUUUUAAAAUCAAACCCAGAAUGAAAUUGGAAACUAGCCUCAGCCGUCUUUUCGUUUAAUAAAUAAAUAAGUAAUCAAGGGGGAUAGAACAAUCGGAAUGCAAUUCAGCUGCUGCAGAAGGCCAAUCCGUAUAGAUUUGCUCUCGUUGUAAAACACAGCUUUGCAAGCGCAGUCCAUAUCGUGCACCUUUUCAAGGUGGAUUUGUGGAGUGUGUUACGUAAACUGUAGCACGGCAUCAGGUUCUACAGCAGGCUCAUAUUCAGUGAUGGCUCGCGAGUGACAACUCUUUGUCCCAGCAAACCGCCAAGGAUUCCUUGGUCUGUUGUUAAAAAAACACACACACAACAACCACCUGGAAGUAAACAAAUUCGGCUCUCCUUUUGUCCACACCAAGCCCUUCGUGUGGGGUCUGUUAAUGCAGUAUUUUCCUGACCGCUUUCUUUCUCCUCCUUGCCUCUCAGGGAAUCGCUGUGUGAAAGGGGAGGAGCUGAGCCUGAAAGGGGAGACGGUCAAUGACUGUCAUGCGGAGAUCAUUUCCAGGAGGGGUUUCAUAAGGUGAGGAGGCGGAAGCGGGAAGCCAAGCAAGGCCAUUCAGAAGAGAUCUGCCCAGAAUGGGGCAUGUGUUGAGUGCCCAGCCCCUGUUCCAGGACAGAAUACUAGGCACUGGUCCUACCUUGCAGUUCGUUGUGAGCGAUAUUGUGAAUGAAUGGAAUAUUUAAUGAUGGCAACCUUUAUCUGUAACACACAGGGGUGAGGAACUUGUUUUUUUCUGUUGAGAGAUAUAAUAUUUUGGGAGGGGACAGAGAGGCUGGUGGAGGGUGAGGCACCCCCUUUUCUCUUUCGCUGUCUACCCCUCUUUACAGGGUGGUGACUGGCAAGUAUGAAUAAUGAUACCUUAAAAUGAUGAAAUCUACAGUAAAACCCUAACACCGUGCAACAGUUGUUUUAUAAACUGCUUCCUGAUGGUUUGAAGCACCUAUUUAGAUUUUAACACAUCCCACUUUCGAGGCCACCAGAACCUCCCAAAGCCUGCAUUAAAAUUUCAAAACGGUAAACCUGUUUAAAAAGCAGUUAAACAAGGAGCAGGAGGGGGAAAGGAAAGCCAAAGAACUGAUUGAUUAAACAUUGCAGUCCUACUUGGGGGGGGGGGGCAGCCUUGCUAUGUGGGGCUUUACGGCCAAGUAAACGUGUGCAGAAUGGGGUCCCAAGGCCAGGAAGGUUGACCAGGCACCGCUUCACAUUGUGGUGGUGUUAUUCCAGGUUCCUCUACACAGAGCUCAUGAAGUUUGACCCCUUGGCACCCGAAGAUAGCAUCUUCCAGCCCCUGGAGGAUGGCAAGCUGAAGAUCAAAGACGACAUCACUUUUCACCUGUACAUCAGGUGAGCACCAGCUGGGGCCUGACCUGCGUGCAGCGGUGCAAGAUGGCUGAGGGGUGUGCGUGCCUGAUUGUGCUGCGUUUUGCAGGGGAUGUUGAAUGCAACACGGGGAAAGAGCUAUCGGGGAACCCAAAAAACAGCAAAGGGAAGAGUUGGGCAGGGGUAAAGAAGUGUUCCACACAGCAGGCAGACAGUGUGACGUUGAUUUUAUUUCCUACCCCUCCCCUUAAGGUCCCAGGGCAGGUCGCAACCAUUUAAAGAGCAGUUCAGAACAAAUUGCAGUCGCAGGAACAGGGUGGGGUCGCCCCAAACACACCGUUCAAGUGUCAAAAGGGCAGGGCAAAGAGGUGUGUCUUCAGCAUACAAUGAAAACCAUGUUAGUGAAGGUGACAGGCGCACCUCUCUCGGGAGGGAAUUACGCAGCUUGGGGGCAGCCGCAGAAAAGGCCCUGUCCAAGGCUGCUGCCCCCCAGCGAGUUCUGUGUGGGAGGUGGAACUGCCCAAGGGUCAGAUAGAGAGGCCUGCGGUUCUGCAUUUGGCCAUAGGACCUGAGCUGCUCUCUCCUUGGGCUAGAAGGGCCAUUUAGCGCAAUGCCUUUUAAAUUGCCGUUUUAAGAAUUUGUUUGAGCGCUGUUUCAGGUCGACCUGCUGAAAAGCAGCCCACACUGAUUUCUUAAUAGCCUCUCGGGUUCAGGGUGUGCCUUGUUCUUCUGCCCCCUAGCACGGCACCUUGUGGGGACGGGGCUCUCUUUGACAAAUCCUGCACCGACCAGGCCAAUACAGUGGGGGAAGGCCAGCACCAGCCGCUCUUCGAGAAUCCCAAGCAGGGGAAGCUGCGCACAAAAGUUGAAAACGGUGAGUGCCAGGGGAACUGAGCCCGGCGACUGGGGUUUUGUUGCUUCCCUUUCUCAGCUUUUACCUGUGCAGCCGGGUAUUCUGGUAUGCAGUUUUUUUAAGGAUACAGUUUCCAGCCUUCUAAUUGCCUUAUUUAUACUCAGUCAGUCCAUCCAGUAGCAGCAAUAACUUCUUUUCAUUGUAUGCAGACCAAUGCCUGUUGCAAUACAGAACGCUGAUUUUCUCUUUUUUAAAAUUGGUUAUUUAAUUAAAGUUUUUUGUGAUGCAGAUAAGCUAGGAAAGGUACAUAUAGCAUCUCCACCUUCAAUUCUGGGGAGGGGGGGAGAGAGGGGGAGGGAAAAGGCUGGGGGAAUAGUGGUCUUUUCAUUCUGUUGCGUAGUUUGUCCAUGGUUUUUGCGUCAGUGUCUUGUGGGCAGGCCCCUUGCAGUCAUACCUCAUGUUACAUUUGCUUCAUGUUACGUUUUUUCAGGUUGCGUCCCGCAGCGACCCGGAAGCACUGGAAAGGGUUACUUCCGGUUUUCGCCGCUCGCGCAUGCGCAGAAGCGCCAAAUCGCGCCACGCACCUGUGCAGAUACAGUGCUUCAGGUUGCGGGCUUUUCAGGUUGCAAACGGGCCUCUGGAACGGAUCACUUUCACAACCAGAGGUACCACUGUACAGAGGUACCUUGGGUUAAGUACUUAAUACUUUCCGGAGUUCCGUUCUUAACCUGAAACUGUUCUUAACCUGAAACACCACUUUAGCUAAUGGGGCCUUCCGCUGCUGCCGCGCCGCCGGAGCACGAUUUCUGUUCUCAUCCUGAAGCAAAGUUCUUAACCCGAGGUACUAUUUCUGGGUUAGCGGAGUCUGUAACCUGAAGCGUCUGUAACCCGAGGUACCACUGUAGCUGUUCGUUUUGCUUCUGGCAUUGCGAGGCUCCAAUGGCUGCCCCUCUGCCCAGGACACUAUUUCAGCCAGACUGAAAUGCUCAGGGAACUCUGGAGGGGUGUGCCCGGUUUUAUGCCGCGGGUGGCACUGUGGGUUAAACCACAGAGCCUAGGACUUGCCGAUCAGAAGGUCGGCGGUUCGAAUCCCCACGACGGGGUGAGUUCCUGUUGCUCGGUCCCAGCUCCUGCCAACCUAGCAGUUCGAAAGCACGUCAAAGUGCAAGUAGAUAAAUAGGUACCGCACCAGCAGGAAGGUAAACGGCGUUUCCGUGCGCUGCUCUGGUUCGCCAGAAGCGGCUUAGUCAUGCUGGCCACAUGACCUGGAAGCUGUACGCCGGCUCCCUCGGCCAGUUAAGCGAGAUGAGCACCACAACCCCAGAGUCGGCCACGACUGGACCUAAUGGUCAGGGGUCACUUUACCUUUUUACUAACAGCUGAAUGGAACCUCUCUGUGCAGAGGCGGCAUACCUUUUGAACACAUCAGGUGCUGGAAGAAGCCCUGGCCCCCAUGCCCUCCUCUCUGAAGAUCCAGCAGCACCUGUCUGGCGGCAGCGGCUGGAGUCAGCCAUCCUUGGACUCUAGUAUGGGUGUUUGUGUGGCCUUUGGGCCAUCCCAGCAAAGGCAGCUCCCGACUGGCUCCCUCUCUUCCUGCAGGGGAAGGCACUAUCCCGGUGGAAUCCAGCGACAUCGUGCCAACGUGGGACGGGAUCCAGCAUGGCGAGCGUCUCCGCACCAUGUCCUGCAGUGACAAGAUUCUGCGCUGGAAUGUGCUGGGCCUGCAGGGGGCGCUGCUCUCCCACUUCCUGCAGCCUGUUUAUCUCCGCUCAGUCACACUUGGUAAGGGAUCUCUCCAUCCUCCCGGUUGCUGGGUGUGGGGAUCUCGUAUCUCUUUUCUCCUGCCUUCUCAGCUAUAACCCCCCCCCCAAAGCACCUAUUACUUUACCCCACUCCAUUCCAAGAUGUCUGAAAGACCACUUCCUUCGCUACAGAGAUGCAGACCCUCUUGGGUGUUAAGAUCAGCAGGGGAAGGGCGGUAUUGGCCUGGGAGAAGAGGGAGCCUUCUCUGUGGCAGCCCCAGAAUUCCCUCCUAGCAGAGGCGCCCUGGUGCCUUGGCUGUGUAGCUUUCCGUGUACAUAGAAGUCACACCUCUCUCCACCCCCCACCCCCCGGGCAGCUUUGACACCAGAGAAACAUUUCCUGUUGUUGAUGGGGCAGACUGUCGCCAGUGCAUUGCUCAAAAACCUUUCCCUGGCUGCCAGGAUGCUGCCAAGCUGAGUUCAAGGUUCCUACAUUAAUUUUCAGCAUCCUUACUGACUUCGGUUCAGAAUAGCUUAGGAGUGCUUGAUUCCUUCUAUCCCUGCCUGGCCACUUAGGUUUUUGGAGAAGUUGAUGCACGUUCCAUAUGGUGGGCCCAGUUCUGGGAAGAGAUGCCCCUUCCCUGUUGAACUUUUUGGCAUCUGCUGGAGACUUUAAAAAAAAUAAUAAUAAUAAAUCCCAGCAGCCAUUCUUUCACCGUUCUGAUUUUACAGUUGGUUAACUGGUUUUAUCUUGAUUCUAUUUGUUGGGCUUGGUAUACACUGCCUAGAGAUAAUCAAAAUUAAGUGGUGUAUAAAUUGUGUUUUUUUUUAGGGGGGGGUUGUCCAUAUAUAUAUAGAGAGAGACCCUCCCAAAAAUCUUUGGUUUAACCAGUUUUAAUGCAGCACAUUUAAACUGUUGUAACCUGCCCUGGCAUGGCAAAGCACAAGUAAAAUAUCUGAUUAGCAGUAGUCGUAAAAAAAAUAAUGGGCACAGUCGGUGAGAAGACUCGAGAGCACAGAGACGCAAUUCUGCCACAAAUGACUCACCUUAGGGCAGUGGUUGGGAAACCUGUAGGGCUCUCUAAAUGCUGCUGUACUACAACUCCCAUUAGCCUUGCUGGCUGGGGGCUGGUGGGAACUGGAACCCAAGAACAUCCACACAGCCCAGUUUUCCCAUCCCUGCUCUAUAGGAAGCAAAAGAGGCUGUUGAGAUUUUGCUGCAUGUUCAUUUGGGUGUUUUCCCCCCUCCUCCUCCUUCUUUUGGGACCUUGGAAGCCCCCGUCUCAUGACAGGGACGCAGCAGGCCCUGGCUAUAAAUGUCUUAAAGGCAGCAAAGUACUCAAGACUUGUGUUAAACCUCUGUCCUUCCUGCCAAGAUGCAGCUGCUGCUAGCCCUUCCAAAUGUGGUGGUGCCCUUCAUGUUGAUGAAGCAGCUGAUCUGUGCCCCUUUUUUUCAAAAAAAUGCCUGCGCCAUCAACCUCGUUUUGUGUUCCCUUUCCAGGCUACUUGUACAGUCAAGGUCACUUGACGCGUGCCAUCUGCUGCCGCAUGUCAAGAGACGGCAACACAUUCCAGUCCGGACUCCCCGAGCCGUAUUUUGUCAAUCACCCGGAGGUAACCGCUGUUUGAUUCCCGUUGCAGUUUUAAUUCCUUGUCUUCCUCCUCCUCCUUCAUCAUCAAUUAUUUGUAUGCCACCUUCCCAUAGUUCAGUCGUGCUCAAAGCAUAGGUGUCUGGAACUUUUCACUAUGCAGCUGCAAUAUUUGUCACUUACGGUCUAGCUGAGAUUCCUGCAUAGGUUGGACUAGACAACCCUUGGGGAAUGGCUCUCCAACGCUACAAUUCUACAAUUCUAGUUUGGAGGAGGGAAAGCAAGUAAGUGGGGGACAUUAUAGAGAAAUUGGACUGAUGGGAGGAGAGUCUUUUCUCCCUCCUUAGUAUUCAGACUGGCCUCAUCCAACAAACCUGAAUGUUGGAAGAUUCAGGACAGGCAAAAUAACGUACUUCUGCACAAUGGACUGCUGAGUUUGCUGUCGCAAGAUGGGGCAUAAUCUUCUUUUUCUUUGGCGAUCACUCGUAGCCAAGUAAGAUUCUCUUUCAUAAACAUGGUUUUAAUAAUGAGUCCAUAACUGGAGGUCAGUUCUGGAUCCACACGUCCUUCCACAGUGGGGACAUUGGUUUCCGGGCACAAGUUGGUCACAGUGUGGAUUUGCCAAGCGUGCCUUCCUCUUAGCACGUUUCUCCCUUGCGCCCUGAGUUUUGAGUGUCUUCAAAGCCCAUGACACCUUUGGUAAAGGCUGUUCUCCAACUGGAACGCUCGCAGGCAAGUGUUUCCCAAUCGUUGGUGUUUAUACUACAUUUUUUUACAUUUGGCUUGAGACAGUCUUUAAACCUCUUUUGUUGACCACCAGCAUUACGCUUUCCAUUUUUAAGUUUGGAAUAGAGUAGUUGCUUUGGAAGACGAUUGGUUUGGAAUAGCCACCAGAUUGAAUGGCUUUAAAAGGGAAUUGAUACAUGCGUGAAGGAUAAGGCUGUCAGUGACUGCUAGGGCAUGUUCUUACCUCUGCUGUUGAAGGCAGAAUGCCUCGUGAUUCCCAGAAACUGGUAUUAGAAGUUGGAGAGAGUUGCUCUUGGGCUCAGGUCCCGCUUUCGGGCUUCCCUUGAGGCCUCUGGUUGGCCAUUGUGAGAACAGAAUGCUGGACCAGAUGGGCCUGAUCCUGCAGCCUGGCUCUUCUUGUGUUCUUGCACGUUCUGUCCUAUCCUUAAGACUUGGGAUUCACAGGAGUUUUUGCUAAAAAGAGCCCACAUCAAGGGCAACACAGCACGUUGCAAUGGUAACAACCAGUGUCUCCUGCCCUGCAAAAUUUGGGCUUUGUUUUCCAAAUGUAACUAUGCCAGAAAACGAGACCUUAGGUUAGGCUGAAAACUAGGGCUGGGAGAUAAAUUGAAGUGUCAUCCAAAAGCAGUUUGAAGUCCAUAUUGUGGCAUUUUUGACCUGGCAAUAUAUCGUGAAUUUUGGCGUGCGUGUGCUGUGCCAAAAUCACAACGUGGGAAAAACUCUGAAGCCAGCUAGUGCCUCUACCUAGGUCCACCCUUAUAUCAGAGAUCGUGAUAUAUCACUCUUAACAUGAUGUUUAGCUGGCGAUAUAUCGCAGUGUUGAAACCCGGUCCUGGUGAAACCACUGGAUACACUGUUUGUUAUAUGUGUAUAUUGAGCUCCCGUUGUUUGGUCCCAGCUCCUGCAGUUCAAAAGCAUGUCAAAGUGCAAGCAGAUAAAUAGGUACCACUCUGGCGGGAAGGUAAACGGCGUUUCCGUGCGCUGCUCUGGUUCGCCAGAAGUGGCUCAGUCAUGCUGGCCACAUGACCCGGAAGCUGUCUGUAGACAAAUGCCAGCUCUCUCGGCUUAUAGAACGAGAUGAGCGCUGCACCCCCAGAGUCGUACGCGACUGGACCGAACGGUCGGGGUACCUUUACCUUUAUACACACACACACACACACAUAUACACACACACACACACACACACACACACACACACACACAGAAUAUUCAGCUUUGCUAUCUAUCUCUUUCUGUCUCUCUCCCAACACAGGUUGGCAGAGUCAGCGUCUACGACUCCGCAAGGCAGACGGGGAAGACAAAGGAAUCCAGCGUCAACUGGUGCCUCCCUGAUGACUCUGAAGUCGAAGUCCUGGAUGGCACAAAAGGCAAAGUAGAUGGGUAAGAGUGGGACACAGCUAUCGGAGGGGAGGCAUAGAGGGGUAACCAUAACAUCAGGCAUGGUUGGGUGGCUGCUUCCAGUGGGUGUGGGAAGCAGAUUUUUGGCUGCCUUUGUUUUCAUGCAUAUUCCAUCCACAUGCUCGGGGCCAGCAACAAAACUGACACUGGGUGAGAUAUAAGAAAAGUGAGUAAUUUGUGGGGGAGCACUGCCUGGUGUGGAUGGGGGGGGGACACACACGCACACUUCCUUUGCACCAAGAUGGUCCCAGGCAUCUCCAGGCAGAGCAGAGAACACACCCAACCUCGCACAUUCUUUCAGUGUAGGUCUGUGUGGCCAAACUUGGCCCUCCAGUUGUUUUUGGACUACAACUCCCAUCAUCCCUAGCUAACAGGACCAGUGGCCAGGGAUGGUGGGAAUUGUAGUCCCAAAACAGCUGGAGGGCCAAGUUUGUCCGUCACUGGUGAAGGUAAUGCGAGCUGGACGGCCCCAACAGUUUUGACACAUUCUUACGAAAGAUCAGCACAUUCUUUCUGUCGUCCAGUUUGAAUUGCUAGCACUGGCGACUGCCGUGGGAAAGCCAGGAGGACAACGAAACACUUAGGCCUCCCUCCUGGAGUCCUUUUCCUUUAUGUUCCUUCCUUCCUCAGACCAAAACUGGACGUGUCCCGGGUCUCCAAGAGGAACCUGUUUGCACUCUUCCAAUCGCUCUGUGCCAAGAUGGAUCGCAAGGCCCUGCAGAAACUGACCGUGUACUCGGAGGCCAAGGAAGCGGCCGUCACAUACCAGAGUGCCAAGCGGCAAUUCUUCUGGGCCCUGCAGGAGAUGGGCUACGGGAGCUGGAUCUGCAAACCCCAAGAGGAGAAGACCUUUGGCCCGUCCGAAGUCUAG